GCGCUCGGGGCCGCGGCGUUCGGACGCCGUAGCGGGGGAGGAGGAGGAGGGAUAUGGCGGCGGGGGCCUCGGCGAAGACGACGUCGACACCCACACGGAGAGCGGGUCGGCGAGGCACCCGCGGGAGGGAGGAGCCGCCGCUGCAGCCGCCUCAGCUCCCGCGGGCCCGCUCGGAGCACUGACCGACCGCCUUCCCCCGCCGCCUCGCUCAGGCCGCGGCCCGCUUCGUUCUCGCUCCUCCCCGGACUCGCCUCCGCCUCUGUUGACCUCGGAGGCUGAGGCGCUCCCCGCCCCAACGCCCACCCGGGAGUGCCGGCAGCGGCGCCUGGGGGCGGCGGCCUGCGGUCCCCAGCGUCGGGGAGGCCUCCGCCGUCCCCCUCCCCACCAGGCGCGGGCAGUGUGCUUAGCCGAGGGGACCGUCGUUUUAGUGGUGAUUAUGCAUGGUCGGCCGAGGGCCGGUGGUCAGAGCCCUUCGCCCAGAGGCCAUCGAACAGGCAGCGAGCCCUCCCACGUCUCUCUCUUCGAUUGAUAUCCCCGACGUCCCCCGCUUAGGCUAGAGUAAGCCCAGCGUCCGCUUCUCGGGAAGAGUGGAGUCAACAACCAUGUAUUUUCUCAGCGGCUGGCCUAAGAGGCUAUUAUGUCCUCUGGAGUCCCUGGAGCAACCUCUUCACAUCCAGACGGAUCCCCAGAGAGCUUUCUUCGCAGUGUUAUCCCCAUCUCAACUGAGCGUCUGGUACUGCAGACCCAGUGUAUUAAUUGUAAGCUACAAGGAGCUAUCAAAAGCAGCUUCUCAAUUUGGACCUUAUAAACAAGCGGAAUGGCGGCCUGACAGCACCAUGAUAGCUGUUUCAACUGCAAAUGGAUACAUCUUAUUUUUUGAAAUCCCGUCAGCAAGAGACAAGUAUCUUUAUGAGCCCGUGUAUCCAAAAGGAAGCCCACAUCUGAAGGGAACUCCACAUUAUAAGGAAGAACAAUGUGCUCCUUCAUUAAAUCUAGAAAUGAAGAAAGUGCUGGACUUACAAGCCUCUAUUACAAGUUUGCAGUCCAUGUUAGAGGAUCUGCUUGUUGCAACUGCUGAUGGAUUUCUCCAUCUUGUUCACUGGGAUGGUAUGACCAAUGGAAGGAGGGCCAUCAACUUAUGUACAGUUCCAUUUUCUUUGGACCUGCAGUCGUCUCGAGCAGGUUCAUUUUUGGGCCUUGAAGACGUUUACAUCAGAGAUAUGGAAUACUGUGCCACGCUUGAUGGUUUUGCUGUUGUUUUUAAUGAUGGCAGGGUUGGUUUCAUCACACCAAUGUCAAGCAGAUUCACUGCUGAGCAGCUCCAUGGUGUUUGGGCACAAGAUGUGAUUGAUGGAACUUGUGUGGCAGUAAAUAACAAAUACCGGCUAAUGGCAUUUGGAUGUGCAAACGGCUCUGUGCAGGUUUAUACGAUAGAUACCGCCACUGGCGCCAUGCAGUUUUCUCAUAAAUUGGAGCUGACACCAAAACAAUAUCCUGAUAUUUGGAACAAAACAGGACCUGUGAAGCUAAUCAGAUGGUCACCUGAUAGCUGUGUUGUGAUGGUCACCUGGGAAUGUGGAGGCUUGUCCUUAUGGAGUGUUUUUGGGGCUCAGCUUAUCUGUACUUUAGGAGGUGAUUUUGCGUAUCAGUCCGAUGGUGCCAAAAAGGACCCUCUAAAGAUCAGUUCUAUGACCUGGGGAUCAGAAGGAUAUCAUCUGUGGGUUAUUGAUGGGAAUUCUUCUCCAAACGUGAAGCCUGAAAGAGAUGGAAACAGUGAAGCUUGUCAGUUUGGUAUUCUGCAGUUUCAUUUCAUCAAGAGUGCACUCACUGUUAAUCCUUGCAUGAGUAACCAGGAACAAGUCCUCCUUCAAGGAGAAGAUCGCUUGUAUUUGAACUGUGGAGAUGCAACACAGGCUCAGAGUCCCAGAAAUACUUCAGCUCACUCUGAACAUAAGCCUACCAGGGAAAGAGGGCCAUUUUCAGAUGGCAGUUUAGAUUCUCAGGGUUUAAGCACUUUACUAGGACACAGACAUUGGCAUGUUGUACAGAUUCAUAGUACAUAUCUAGAGAGCAACUGGCCUAUAAGGUUUUCAGCUAUUGACAAGCUUGGACAGAAUGUAGCUGUUGUUGGCAAGUUUGGUUUUGCACAUUAUUCUUUACUCACCAAAAAAUGGAAGCUGUUUGGAAACAUUACCCAGGAGCAAAAUAUGAUAGUAACAGGUGGCUUAGCAUGGUGGAAUGACUUCAUUGUUCUUGCAUGCUAUAAUCUGAAUGAUCAUCAGGAAGAGCUGAGAAUCUACCUGCGAACAUCUAAUCUUGACAAUGCAUUUGCACACAUCACCAAAGUGCAAGCAGACACCUUACUACUGAGUAUUUUCCGGGACAUUGUAAUAUUGUUCAGAGCAGAUUGUUCCAUUUGCCUUUACAGUAUUGAGAGAAGGCCAGAAGGUCUUAACCCUACUGCCAGUAUCCAAGUUCUUCAAGAAGUGUCCAUGUCUCGGUACAUUCCUCAUCCAUUUCUUGUAGUGUCUGUUACAUUGACAUCAGUGAGGACAGAGACUGGCAUCACCUUGAAGAUGCCUCAGCAGGCUUGUGAGGCUGAAAGUAUUAUGCUAAACUUAGCAGGACAACUCAUCAUGUUGCAAAGGGACAGAUCUGGACCCCAGAUACGAGACAAGGAUAAUAAUCCUAAUCAAAGGAAGCAUCUGCCUUUUUGUGCUCCAGUUGUCCUAGCCCAGUCUGUUGAAAAUGUAUGGACUACUUGCAGGAUCAACAAACAGAAACGACACUUACUGGAGGCUCUGUGGCUCAGCUGUGGUGGGGCAGGUAUGAAAGUCUGGCUUCCACUGUUUCCCAGAGAUCACCGGAAACCGCAUUCCUUUCUGUCAAGACGGAUCAUGCUGCCUUUCCACAUCAACAUAUACCCAUUGGCUGUUUUGUUUGAAGAUGCCUUGGUUCUUGGUGCUGUUAAUGACACUGUGCUUUAUGACUGUUUAUACACUCAAACCAGUGCUAGAGAACAUUUAGAGGUUCUCUUUCCUUUCUCCAUUGUUGAGAGAACCUCUCAGAUCUACCUCCAUCACAUUUUACGCCAGCUCUUGGUUAGGAACCUCGGUGAACAAGCCUUGCUUUUGGCCCACUCCUGUGCCACAUUACCAUACUUUCCUCAUGUACUAGAACUGAUGCUUCAUGAAGUGCUGGAAGAAGAAGCUACCUCGCGGGAGCCCAUUCCCGACCCUCUGCUUCCCACUGUGGCAAAGUUCAUUACAGAGUUCCCCCUCUUCCUGCAGACAGUUGUUCAUUGUGCUAGGAAGACGGAAUAUGCCCUGUGGAAUUACCUUUUUGCUGCUGUUGGAAACCCGAAGGACUUAUUUGAAGAGUGCUUAAUGGCCCAGGACUUGGACACAGCUGCCUCUUACCUUAUUAUCCUACAGAAUAUGGAAGUUCCAGCAGUUAGCAGGCAACAUGCUACCCUCUUGUUUAAUACUGCCUUAGAGCAGGGAAAGUGGGAUCUUUGUCGUCAUAUGAUCAGAUUUCUUAAAGCCAUUGGCUCUGGAGAAACAGAGACACCUCCAGCUACACCAACAACUCAGGAACCUAGUUCAAGUAGUGGCUUUGAGUUCUUCAGGCAUCGCAGCAUUAGUUUGUCCCAAUCAGCAGAGAAUCUCCAUAGCAAAUUUAACUUGACGAAAACACUGAGUAUGCCAUCUGGCCCAUCUGGGAAAAGGUGGAGUAAAGACAGUGACUGUGCUGAGAACAUGUAUAUCGACAUGAUGCUGUGGCGUCACGCUCGGCGCCUGCUGGAAGAAAUCAAGCUGAAAGACCUUGGCUGCUUUGCUGCACAGUUGGGCUUUGAGCUGAUUGGGUGGCUAUGCAAGGAGCGAGCCAGAGCUGCCCGGGUGGAGGAUUUUGUGUUUGCUCUGAAAAAGCUGCACAAGGAUUUCCUCUGGCCGUUGCCAGUCAUUCCAGCUUCGUCCAUCAAUUCACCUUUCAAGAAUGGAAAAUACAAGACAGCCAUGGGGGAGCAGCUGCUAAAAUCUCAGUCUACAGACACCUUUGUAAACAUGGAAAUGGACACAGCAGUUUCAAACACACCCCGAAGUCGCAGCUGGCUUGGCAAUAUCAGCUCCUCUCAGAGAGAGAUUGACACCGUUUCAUCCCAUGGACCACACAUGCAAGAUGCAUUCCUUUCUCCUUUGCUAAGUAAAGGUGACGAAUGCAGCAUUGGUUCAGCAACAGACCUGACUGAAACAAGUUCCAUGGUGGAUGGUGACUGGACCAUGGUGGAUGAAAACUUCUCCAGUCUAAGUUUAACUCAAUCAGAGCUUGAACAUCUCUCGCUAGAACUGGCUAGUAAAGGGCCACACAAGUCACAGGUCCAGCUGAGGUACUUGCUUCAUAUCUUCAUGGAGGCAGGAUGUCUGGACUGGUGUGUUGUCAUAGGCUUGAUCCUUAGAGAAUCUUCAGUAAUCAGCCAGGUUUUCAGUAUGAUGCAAUCCUCUGAUAUUGACAGAGAAAUCUGUCAGAAUAUCAAGACUGGCCUAUAUGCUGUUGACAAAUGGGCUUCUACAGAUUGCCCUGGGUACAAGCCAUUUCUAAAUAUCAUCAAACCACAGAUCCAGAAACUAAGCGAAAUAGCAGAAGAGCAAGUACAGCCUGAAGCUUUUCAACCAGUGAAUCCUUCUAAGGCUACCGAGCAAGCAAACCCCAGAGCUGAGGAGAGCAGGACUUCAUCUAGCCAUGGCACUAGUCCUCAGAGUGAUGCUGGCAACAGCAAUGCAAGCAGGCAUGAAGAGGACAAGUCUAAGACAGAAGAUGAGGACUCAUUCCAUGAAGGCAGUUAUGACUGUACUGUGUCUUAAAUGGAAGAUGAACAACUUCCCAAGCAUCAGGUGUGAAAGGAAGCAAACCAGCUCUUAGACAUGCUUCCACAUUUUGGAUGUUUUCUUUUUCUUUUUUUUUAGUAUUUGACUCUUUGAAAUUUUUAGUGGGGAUAACUAAGAAGCAGUUUAAUCUGAUAAUUUCAAAAGGAGGAAAGGUUUUUUUGGAUGCCAUCUUCAGACUGCAGUUUUAGGUUUUGAUACUUAGUGGUGUUGAGAGACAGUGAAUACAUAGGUUCAGCUAAUGCUCAUCUGUACCCUUAUAUCACUGACACACGCCCUGAAGAAACUACUUACUUAUCUCUGGCUCGAGUUAGAGGCAAAGAGGGGAUUAAACGUGAAAACUCUUAUCCUUUGCCGCUUGCCUGCCUAAGAAAUGUCUGAUCAAUGCAGUUCAGAUUGGUUUGAUAUCGGUAUUUUGUAUUAAAGGACUGUAAAGUAUAUUGUAUGUUUUUGUGAAUACUCUUGUACAAAUACUCACAGUUGUACCAUAUCUGAAGGUACCUAUAUGUGUUGUGCAUGUUUCUAGAUGACUAGUAAAGCUAAAGCAGAGUUGCACUUCUUUCUGGAUGAGGCAUACUUUAAUGACCUAAUAUUGACUCACAGUGGCUUACUUGUUUUUUACUGCCACUUACAGAUCUUGUAGUUGGGUUGAAGGGAUUGCUGAAGGUUAUUUAUUUCAAUGUAAAUUCUUUUCUGAAAAAUGGAUUUUUUAAGCGUAAAUAAUCAUCAUAUACUCUUGCUAUGGAAAAUUAGUUUAACAGCUCAUACUUAAACAUUUUUCAAACAUUUUAUAAUAUGCAUACUUGUAACUAAGACAUACUUAACUUUCAUACAAUGUUAUGGAAAGUUGGCUGCAAAAGUCUGUUGCUUUGAGGUACUUUUCUAGCUGCUGUCCCUAUGUAAUAACUACCUGUAACAGUAUUAAUUUAGAUAUUAGCUUGUUUGUACUGUGCAAUCUGAACAAAAAUGCAACAUUACUCAUUUUAUACAAAAUAAACUAGUUUAUUUUUUAUAACAUCACUUGAUUACUGACAUGGACCAAACUAGUCAUGAUAGAGUAGUUACAACACAUCUGUUGCUUUUAUAGUGUAGUUACUACAUGCACAUCCAUUUAAACUCUGAAAAUUAAGAAUAUUCACAAUUAAGUUGAAAUGAAUUGUGGUUUCAUCAUUUUAUUUCCUUUGUAGAUAAGAUCAAGUGCUUUAUAAUGUACAGAUACUAAACUGUUGCUUUAGGAUGGCUUUAUUAAGCCAGUACAACCAGUACAAGUGCAAUAAUUGUGAGUAUUACUUGGAAAGCUGGAGAUUUUAGUGAUUGUAGCUUGAAUUUCCAUUUAAGAGUUGGAACUAAUGUUGAUGUUACAGGAAGGAAAGCCAGUUCAAGAGUCCCAGCAUUAAGCUUAGUCUGCAUUGUAGCUACUGGUUACAGAUGUCUGUCAUACCUACAAGCCUGUUGUGAUCUUACAUCAAAAUCCAUUAUUGUUAUAAGGGGAUACUUAAAGCUCUUUUUAUGAUUAAAAAAACCUGCUUAAUCUAUGUUAAAAGAAAUAAAAACUGUGCUUCAAGUUUUAGUAUUUUUCUGUGGUUCUGUGGUAAUGACGUAAGCCAAGUCCAUCCUGAACAGCUUUUGGAUCAGUUCAGGUUUUGGAUCUGUACAACUGAAAAUGUACAUUAACUGAUAUACUAACAUUCUUAAUAUUAGUAUCUUACUACUGUGCUACUGUUGUUUAGCAGUGAAACCUUUUUAGUUGUGAAAUUUCAGAAGUUUGUACUUCUUUAGUAGUAAUUAUCUCUAUGCAAAUCUUAUGUGCUAAUUUUGUAUUUCAAUUUCACUGCUGUUAUACCUGUAAUUAAAAUACAAAUGUAUUCAACUUUACUUGAAGUUACUCCUGUGGAAAUAACUGUUUCUGACUUCAAGCAAUUGACAGUAAAUUAGCAGAAUUCAGGUAGGUUUCAUAGCCACAAGGAGUGGCUCAGAACUCAGAGCCACAAAGGUCUCACAGAAGCUUCCACGUUAAAAACAACUUUAUUAUGUCAUCUUUGAGAUUACAUCCACCUGUUGUUUUGAAAAGAGAUGUGUUAUGUUCAGAUGGGAAAGGUGUGGUAGCAAUGGGGUGCUGCAGGGGUGUCCUUGGGCAGCAGAGCCUAGGAGCUGCGCCUGUGUCAGGCACAACCAGAGACCAGGAGCCCAUCAGGCAAGCUGGUGCCUCCUUGCUGUAAUGUAUUUAAGAAGAGGUUAAAAAAACCCAUGUGCUACAGCAGCUGUGAGAGAUGAAUGAGGAAAAAAAGAUGAACACUCCUGCAGAGAGCUAGGCU
Molecule: messenger RNA, 7198 nt
Organism: Colius striatus (speckled mousebird)
Lineage: Eukaryota; Metazoa; Chordata; Aves; Coliiformes; Coliidae
Gene: RIC1
Product: RIC1 homolog, RAB6A GEF complex partner 1
Exons: 26
Coding region: 603-4862 (1419 amino acids)
Biological process (GO): intracellular protein transport; retrograde transport, endosome to Golgi
Cellular component (GO): cytosol; Ric1-Rgp1 guanyl-nucleotide exchange factor complex; Golgi membrane
Molecular function (GO): protein binding
Source: RefSeq, a predicted model, not a curated record